AAAAGAUAAUAAUGGAAAGAGGGAAAUAUAUCGGAAAAUGCCAAAACUCGAAGAUAACCAGCGCGCUAAAAUGAUAAUUUGAAUUCGCAAUACCCAAACCAGGUCGAUAGAGCUUCUCGUUAAUAUUGUGCGAUGAAAGAAGAAGGAGAAGGGGAAACGGUCAUUGAAACUCUCUCAGAUACUCUAGAUUCCUCGUUCAAAUUCCAUCUUGUUACUGAUAUUUUAGGUUUCGUCCUCUUUAUGCACCAGCAAAUCCCUUCCUUACUGCAGGAUCUCACUCUAGAAUUUGAUGAAUUGAACACUGAAUUCGCAGAAUUGGAGACAGCUAUUGUACAAGCGGAGACGUGCUCUUUACGUAAAAAGCAUGCUUCCAGGAAGAGGGAGGUGAGGAUGGGAAUAAGGAGACUGGACAAGUUAAUGAACACUAUAUCCAGUCUCAGGACUGCUCUUCAAUUAAUGAUCACAGAAUUUCCUGCUAUUCAAAGGGUUGUUCUGAUUCUUGGGCCUAGUCCUUUGCGCCCUCUACAUGUGUAUGAACUCAACUUUUCGAGUGAAACGGCAGCCUCUGGAGGAGAUUUUACUAGGAAUCGAGUUGUGGAAUCACUUUCAAAGAAGGCAAUUCGGGUCUUAGUUUCAAAGGGUGCCGGAUCUGGCUCCUCUGCUGGUCCUACCAAGUUGUUCCUCUUCGUUCUAGCUCCUUCGUCAAUUAACUUGCAUCUGCAUUUUCUUCCGAAGAGGGAUUUCAGGUACAGCAAAAAGAUAAUUCCUUUCAAAGUGCAGUUUAGUUGUAGAGCCAAAAAUCUUGAAAGAGAAGCGUGUGCUGAUGAUACUCACACUGCUAAAGCAAUCACAGCGCAUAGUUCUAAUGUCGAUGAUUUUAUCUGGUUUCAGUGUCGGCAUAUAGUCAAGGGCAUGGCUUCCAGGGCAUCCCCAACUGAAGAGUGAGAGAGACCUUUUUACGUUGGAAAAGUGAACGACAGAGUUGGCUUUAGCUUCCUUCACCUGCUGCAUUACCCACUUCUUAUCCUUCUCUGCUUAAACUUAGAAAAAAAUUAUUAAAGCUUAACAGGUACAGGAUCAAGGGGACAAAGUCCAAUUUUCUGGAUCGUUGCUGUCCUAAACACAGACAGGUGAAGAACUCCUCGAGAAACAUGAGCAUCAGAUUCACUAGGCUGUUCGACUAUCAUAGUUCCAAAAAGGAUUAAAGCUUCACUAAAUGUUUGCAACAUAUUAAAUGACAUUAAAAGAAUUUUGGCAGGUACAGUCAUAAACUCAUAAUAGGUGAGGCCCUUUAAGUUGUAUGACUUGGAGUAAUCUUCAAUCUACAUUUCUUGUUAAGUUGUUUACAAGUCAUGCCAUAUUGGUAUGGCGUGGUACCAUACCUAUCUUGUUCAAUUGUUUACUAGUUAUGAUGAAUUGAUAUGACUAGUACUAUUUUCAUUCUA
Messenger RNA from Lycium ferocissimum, 1445 nucleotides. RefSeq lists its product as uncharacterized. Gene Ontology annotation, biological process: regulation of exit from mitosis. The record is from RefSeq and is a predicted model, not a curated record. NCBI's taxonomy places the organism in Eukaryota, Viridiplantae, Streptophyta, Magnoliopsida, Solanales, Solanaceae. Gene Ontology annotation, cellular component: nucleus. The coding region runs from base 133 to 945 and encodes 270 amino acids. The transcript is spliced from 8 exons.